Messenger RNA from Salmo salar (Atlantic salmon), 1931 nucleotides. RefSeq names its product cell division control protein 42 homolog. Lineage: Eukaryota; Metazoa; Chordata; Actinopteri; Salmoniformes; Salmonidae. The record is from RefSeq and is a predicted model, not a curated record. Gene Ontology annotation, biological process: small GTPase-mediated signal transduction. Gene Ontology annotation, molecular function: GTP binding; GTPase activity.
UGAAGAUCACCUGCCUGCUCUAUUAAAAGCUAUUCAAAGGUCUCACCACUUGCCAAGGACAAUGUAGGUAGUCUUCAUGGAGGAUGUCUCUCUUAUGCGCUCUAGAUUUUGUUACAUAACUAAGAGGGAGGGUAGAUUUAAAAGGUAGUAUAUACUAACUACAUGCCAUUGUUCAGCCACAGCUGGAUCAACAUCAAGAAUACUGAGGGCAGGGUUGUAUUGCACGCCUCCUUUACAGUGAGCUCUCGCGAGCGAACACCAGAUCUAACAACGCCUGGUGGUGGACUGAUAAGAUGCAGACCAUAAAGUGUGUGGUGGUGGGUGACGGUGCGGUGGGAAAGACUUGCCUGUUGAUCUCCUACACCACCAACAAGUUCCCUUCGGAAUACGUCCCCACGGUGUUUGAUAACUAUGCGGUGACCGUGAUGAUUGGAGGGGAGCCCUAUACUCUGGGGCUGUUCGAUACAGCAGGUCAGGAGGACUAUGACAGACUGCGACCACUCAGCUACCCCCAGACAGACGUCUUCCUUGUGUGUUUCUCUGUCGUAUCGCCCUCCUCCUUUGAGAACGUCCGCGAGAAGUGGGUCCCAGAGAUCUCCCACCAUUGUCCGCGUACACCCUUCCUGCUGGUGGGAACCCAGAUGGACCUGAGGGACGACAGCAACACAGUGGAGAAGCUGGCUAAGAACAAGCAGCGGCCCCUGGCCCCCGAGAGCGGAGACAAGCUGGCCCGGGACCUCCGGGCUGUCAAAUAUGUGGAGUGCUCCGCACUCACCCAGCGAGGUCUGAAGAACGUGUUUGACGAGGCCAUCCUGGCUGCGCUGGAGCCGCCAGAGACCAAGCCCAAGAAACGCUGUGCACUCUUAUAAAACAUUUUUAAAUGGGGCCAAAGAGCCAGGGGAAAGACCGAAUUUAAAAGACAGACAGGCGGACACAGGAACAGACAGGGAGGGGUGUAACGCUGGGAGGGGUGUAGAGGGAGGGAGCAAGAGAGGACAAGUGAGACAUUCGUUUAACAGUGCCUUCAGCGAUAGAGGUGGGGAUGGGCGAUGUUGGGUGGAUAGGUAACAAACAGACAGAAAUAAAUCACAAUGUGUAAUAGAAUGUAUAUCUAUGGUUCUGGUAAUAAGCUGAUCAAUUCUCUUCCUAACCAGUAUAGUCCUUCUUAAAAGGAGACCGACUGAGCAAUAUAGGGAAGAGACAAGGUUUUGAAACCUCUAUUGCCUUAUAGUUACAGGACAAACGAAAUGGGUUUGACAAAAAGAGGUAGAGACUGUGUGGAGUUUAUUUUGUAUUUGAUGAUACUAAAAACUGACUGGAAAAAUUUGCUUAAGCCGCGCAAUCUUGACGUUCACACACGCCUGCUUUACUCCAUUCAACCCAAAAACGGCUUCUCUCUUUCAAACUGCCCGCCAUAGUUUUGAAAAUCCUGCGUCUUCAAACAUGAACUAUUCAGCUUCACUCGCUAUCUGCCGUCACCGCUCCAAUGGGAACUACAAGCGCUUCUUACUUCCUCUUGGUUUUCACUGCUCCCUAAAGGCAAUAACAUGAACUGAAUUCCCACUCGCUUUUUUUGUUGUUGCCAUUUAUUGUUUUAGAGAUGAUGGUGUAUUAUUGAUGAUAAUAAGAGUAUUAUAUAUUUUUUGGCUCUUUAUUUCUGGGGUACCCCUAGUGGAUAAUGGUUUGGACUAUUUUAGUUUUUUUUAUAUAUAUAUUUUUAUUAUUAAUUUGAUGGUUGUGUGCCAAUGUGUUGAGUGUCACUGGUUUCAUUUGACAUAACAAUCAUAAUUUGCCUCUAAUGACUAUGUAGCUGGAUGUGAUGUCAGUAGUAAUAACAGCAAAAAGCAAUAAUGGUUAUGAGUAACAAUAAUAGCUCUUUUGAAGCAUCCUCAUCUGGUUGUUUGAAAUAAAUAAAAAUACUUGAACUUAAA